This is a messenger RNA of Zeugodacus cucurbitae (melon fly), 1916 nucleotides long. RefSeq names its product putative sodium/calcium exchanger 7. The coding region runs from base 151 to 1851 and encodes 566 amino acids. The transcript is spliced from 10 exons. Gene Ontology annotation, molecular function: calcium:sodium antiporter activity. Gene Ontology annotation, biological process: transmembrane transport; monoatomic cation transport; intracellular calcium ion homeostasis. Gene Ontology annotation, cellular component: membrane. The record is from RefSeq and is a predicted model, not a curated record. Lineage: Eukaryota; Metazoa; Arthropoda; Insecta; Diptera; Tephritidae.
UCAUUUUCAACCCAGUAAUCACUUCCCUUAAGUUCAUUUUAGAUUUUUUCGAUAUCAUUAUAUUUUAUUGUAAUCAUUUCAAUUCAGUUCAGUUUCAAUUUAUUUUAUUAUAUAAAUAUAUACUUACCUCCAUAUGUUUGUAUAAACACGAUGUCUGAUGAAGGACUUCUCACCUCAUUCUCGGCUGAUCCAGGUUGCAGUGUGGUUAUAUUGUUGGAGUAUGAUCAACGUUGCGAUUAUGUACGUGGAACAGCGGCUUGCACUCGUAUGGGUAGAUUAGGAAAUUAUAUAGAAAUUCUCUACUGCGAUUUGAAACCACACAAUGAUACCCAACAAAUUUUAUGCUCUUGCUUUCUAAUGACUAUUUGCGUCCUAAUCUAUAUUGUGUUGGGAUGUACCGUUGAAAAUUGUUUUUGUCCUGCUUUGAAAGUCGUGUCAAAAAUGUUGGGCCUCAAUGAGCAUUUAGCCGGUGUUACAUUACUAGCAUUUGGCAAUGGGGCACCUGAUAUGAUUGGCUCGUUCUCAGAUUUUGGGCGUGGACCUAUGUUCCCAGAUUUAUUUGGAGCUGGUGUAUAUGUGGUACUUCUGGUGUCAGGGCUGAUUUUCGUAUUUUACCCUUUUGAACUACAAUGGAAUAAUGUUUUAAGAGAUGCUUGCUUUUUAAGUUUUGGAAUCAUUUACGUUGACUACUGUUGCGUAACGGAUGGAGUGGUCACACGCACUGAGGCUGUAUCGAUAAUGUCGGUGUACAUAUUAUAUCUUAUGGUAAUAUUUAUCGAACAGUUCUUACUCAAACAAAGCGUUAAAAUGUUGCAAUCAAAACUUAGGGACAAAAAGUAUGCCACAGCGGCAAACCUUGCUAAGUUGGAACAAUUACGGGCAGAGGCAGGCAUAGAAAUUUUGGAUCGUACCUCACGAUUAUCAGUAGAUGUAAAUAGAACACGAACAAUGUCAUUUGAUGCAGCUUUAAAUAAACCUAAUAAGGAUCUUUUUAAACAAUUUUUUGAGUCUCUUAACCCCAUACAAAGGGAAGAAUGGCUAGAAAGUGGUAUUGCAGAGAAGAUUUAUAUUGUCAUUACGGCCCCAUUGCUCUUUCUUCUACAGUUAUUUAUACCAACAGUAGACUUUGAGAAGGAACGUCAUGGUUGGUCAAAACUGUUGAACUCAAUCCAAAUUCCUUGGGUGCCAAUGAUUAUAAUAUAUAUAUUUUCAAAAAAUGUGUACUUAUUAGGGAUACCAUUAUGUUGCUAUACAUUACUGAUCACAAUCCCCAUUACUACCUACAUGUUGUAUACAACGCGAACAGACAUUCCGCCUAAUUAUCACCACACAACAGCGUUAUACGGGGUUGCUUGUUCAAUUAUCAUAAUUUACUUUUCCGCAACUGAAUCAGUUGAAAUAUUGCGAGUCAUUGGUAUUGUGACUAAUAGAAGUGACUCAUUUCUUGGAUGCACUUUACAAGCUUGGGGAAACAGUAUCGGUGAUUUGGUAUCAACAAUAGCUUUGUCACGUCACGGGUAUCCGAGAAUGGGUUAUGCAGCAUGCUUUGGUGGUCCAUUUUUCAAUUCAAUUUCAUCAUUUGGUGGGGUUUUCAUAUAUCAAACAUUUCGCAAAGAAACCCCCCUUUUUGUCCCUCAAGGUGCUUUGGGCGAAAAUUGUGUGGUUUUUCUCUUUAUAGCAACCAUAUCAGUUUUAAUAUGGUCAACGUUAACGAAUUUCUCAGCUCGUCGCAGCAUCGGUAUUUUUAACUUCAUUCUAUAUGCAAUAUUUUUAGUUUUCGUCUUUUUGGGUGAAUUGGAAGUAAUAGAAACUUUCGAGCCCGAAAAUGAAGAAGAAAUAAUCGAUGAUUGAAAUUAUGUUGCUUUGAAAAUAUUUCGGAUUAAUACGAAUAAAAUUAUAUUUGUUAUCUAAAUUCA